AUGGAUAAUCUCUGUCGACACUGCAAUGCCUUACAUUUUAGGGGAGAAUGCGCUUCUGAUAGACAAGAUGAAUUCAAACAGUGUUGUCACUAUGGAUCUAUUCAACUUCCAGAGCUUCUCCCAUACUCAGAUGAAAUCAAAGUUCUUCUCCAAGGAACUGAUAUUGACUCAAGAAAUUUCCGCGAAAAUAUUCGAAGUUACAAUAAUGCUCGCGCAUUUGUAUCGAUGGGAGCUCAGAUAGAUUUACCACAAGGUUAUGGACCCUACUGUUUCCGAAUUCAUGGACAGAUAUAUCAUCGAAUCGGUCCACUUCAUCCUGAACCUGAUCAAAGAGCUCAAUUUGGUCAACUUUACCAUCGAAUUCAUGAUCGACGACUCUACAAUCUCCCAACAGCAAAUGAAGUUGCUGCAGUUUUCGUAGGUGAAGAUAAUGAAGUUCCAACACAUCGACAUAUUGCAAUUCAUCCACGUGGCAAAGAUCUUCAAAUUAUUUCAAUCUUACACACACACUGUGAUCCAAUGAUUUAUCCACUUUUAUUCCCACGUGGAGAUGAAGGAUGGCACCAGGAUUUAGAAAAAACCGAUCAAUCAAGAAAGCGAACAAGAAUAUCAAUGCUUCAGUCUUACAGUUAUCGAUUGGCUGUUCGUCAAACCUUCAAUGCUAUACAUUAUGCAGGAAAAUUAUUUCAACAAUAUAUUGUCGAUGCCUAUGUUAAAACUGAACAAAAUCGCCUUGCAUUUCAUCGACAAAAUCAAAAAGCUCUUCGAGUGGAAUUAUAUCAAGGCCUAAUGGAUCAUUUCGCAAAUGAAGCAGUAAUAGAAGGAUUAAAACCUGGACGAGUCAUUAUACUUCCAUCAAGUUUUCAAGGAGGUCCUAGAGCAAUGCAACAAAAUUAUCAAGAUGCAAUGACAAUUGUCCGAAAAUACGGCAAACCCGACUUAUUCAUCACAUUUACAUGUAAUUCAACAUGGAGAGAAAUUGAAGAACAGCUUUUCCCCGGUCAAACUCCUUCUGAUAGACCUGAUCUAAUUACCAGAGUAUUUAAACUCAAACUUGAUGACCUUAUUGAUGAUCUAUUCAAGAAGCAUAUAUUAGGAAGAACAAUAGCAAAUGUCUUCGUAAUUGAAUUUCAAAAGCGUGGCUUACCACAUUGCCACAUGCUUAUUAUUUUGGACAGUGAAGACAAAAUAAAAGAUGACAAUCAUAUCGAUCGAAUUGUAUGCAGUGAAAUACCAGAUGCUGCUCGAUUCCCACAAUUAUAUGAAUGCGUAAGAAGAUAUAUGAUUCAUGGACCAUGUGGAACAUUAAAUCCACACUCUCCUUGCAUGGAAGAAGGAAAAUGUUCAAAAGAGUUUCCAAAAGAAUUUCAAAAUGAAACUAUGGCAAAUAAGGAUGGCUAUCCACGAUAUCGUCGAAGAGAUAAUGGAAUUACUAUGACCAUUGGCAAAUAUGAAGUUGAUAAUCGAUGGAUAGGACACGAUUGUGCUAACAUUAAAUUGGAACGACCAAUUCAACAAGGUGCUGCUGCUCAAAAAACUUUAGAAUUGGAUGAAAUUAAAGCACAUCUUGAUGCAAGAUAUUUUAGUGCACCUGAAGCUGCAUGGAGACUUUUUGAAUUUCCAUUAAACGACAAGUCUCAUGCAAUUAUCCGAUUAGCUGUUCAUCUUCCAAAUCAACAACCAGUUUAUUUCGCUGAAGAAAACGAACAACAAGCAUUAGAAAAAGCUGUCUCAAAAGACACCACACUCAUAGCGUGGUUUAAAUAA
This is a messenger RNA of Rotaria sp. Silwood2, 1767 nucleotides long. The record is from the annotation of a GenBank genome assembly. NCBI's taxonomy places the organism in Eukaryota, Metazoa, Rotifera, Eurotatoria, Philodinida, Philodinidae.